Molecule: messenger RNA, 1663 nt
Organism: Neurospora crassa OR74A
Lineage: Eukaryota; Fungi; Ascomycota; Sordariomycetes; Sordariales; Sordariaceae
Product: short-chain dehydrogenase/reductase SDR
Exons: 1
Coding region: 255-1301 (348 amino acids)
Source: RefSeq, a predicted model, not a curated record
GCGAGAGGCCGUGAAGACCGUCAUCAAUAUCACAACACCAUCCUCCCUCAUCAAAACAUUCUACUCUUCAACCAGCUUUACAAUUGACUUUCUCCAUUAUACACACCACGAUAUUUUGAAGGAUUAGGUCCUCAAAAGAAACAACUUCCUCCAAGAGCAAAACAUAACCUUAUCCCCAAUCACACCGUUUACAGGAGAACGCGGCAUCACCACAACAGCCCUAACAUUAUCCCUUUCUCUCAAACACCCCGAAAAUGUCUAAACCCUGGAUUCUCCUUUGCCCUUCCUCCCGCGGCAUCGGCCAUGCCUUAACCCGACACCUCCUCCGAACCACCACUCUCCCGAUCCUAGCCACCACCCGCACCCGCGACCCGGAAGAGACCAAAGCCGCCUUACUCAAGGACUUGUUUCCUAAAUCUCAACCUCAACAGUCUUCCCCAACCACCGAUUCCUCAUCAUCCGCCGCCGCCGCCAAAGCUACCGGCCCGGGCGUAGCACCAUCCAGCAAAAUCAGCGAUUCCUCCUCAAGCGAUACGUAUCCUUACCCCUCCCCGCCAGAACACAGCGGCAGCACUUCAUCGACUUCUGCGACACCAGACUCUUCUUCUUCAUCAGCCACACUCUCGUCCGCCGCCGCUGAUGUCUCCUCCCGGCUACACCUCCUCCCCCUCGACGUCUGCCACGAAGACUCCAUCCACGCCUGCGCACAAAAGGCCUCCUCCCUCUUCCCGCCCGAGACGCACCACCUGCACCUAGCCUUCGCCCUGCCCGGGAUCCUCCACCCGGAAAAGUCCGCGGCGCAAGUCGACUACGACCUAGCGCUGGACACGUUUAGAGUAAACUGCCUGGGGCCCCUCAUGCUAAUGAAGCAUUUCGGCUCCUUUUUACCUCGAAAGCGGACAGAGUUUCUCCUUCAAGACCUUCAAGAAGAAGGACAGAUUCCCAAGCACCACGCCACAUGGAUCAACAUGUCGGCGCGCGUCGGGUCGGUAUCAGAUAAUAAGUCGGGAGGAUGGUACUCGUACCGCAGUUCCAAGGCGGCGGUGAAUAGUCUGACGAAAUCGUUUGAUCUUCAGUUGCUGAGUAGGAGUGGGGGAAAAGCGAUUUGUGUCGGGUAUCACCCGGGAACGGUCAAGACGGACUUGAGUAAGGGGUUUUGGGAGAGUAGUGUCAAGAGUGGCAGGAAGUUUUGGGAACGGCCGGAGGAGGCGGCGGGGAAUAUGGCGGGGGUGGUUGCGAAGCUGGAGGAAAGCCAGAGGGGAAGGAUUUGGGAUUGGAAGGGGGAGGAGAUUUUGCCUUGAAAACUGAAAAUCUGAGUGGGUUGAGUGUCAGUGUGUACCUAUCUAUGAACAUGGGAGGGAGGUUGGUGGUUGAGAGAAAAGAAAUUGAAGUGCAUGAGCAAAGAGUGCGAAGUGAUUGUUGGGAUGGUUGGAGUGCAUUAUUGUUAUGAUUAUUUGCCUUUUUCUCUCCGUGAUCUUGGGUUUCGGUCAUGGUGAACAAUCGAAUCUCUAAAAGAUCAUGGGCAUGUAUCUAUCUUCGUUAUUCCCCUUUCCCUUGUACGUAUGUUAUCCAUCACUCCGUCAUGCCUCGUUCAGAGUAUCUACCCAAGCAAAGCACCCACCACCCACCAUGCAAUAAACGGCAAAUCCACAUUCGUUUUUCU